This is a messenger RNA of Chelmon rostratus (copperband butterflyfish), 4684 nucleotides long. RefSeq names its product family with sequence similarity 199, X-linked (gene fam199x). Lineage: Eukaryota; Metazoa; Chordata; Actinopteri; Chaetodontiformes; Chaetodontidae. Bases 102 to 1271 code for a protein of 389 amino acids. The record is from RefSeq and is a predicted model, not a curated record. The transcript has 8 exons.
GUCUCGCGGUGGCAGCUUAGAUCAUCGGUAGAAAAGAAAGGAUUUGCAAAUGGAGGUGGCAAAAAGGAUCAUUCUUUGAACGACAAAAGGUACAUCUGGCCAUGUCUGAAUCUCUGUAUGAGAAGUUUUUGGCCCCGGAGGAGCCUUUCCCUCUCCUUUCCCAAAGAGCCAACCUCAGUGAUGUGGGAACCCUGGAUGUCAGUGACUUCGGCUGUCAACUCUCAUCUUGUCACAGAACAGAUCCUCUACACCGCUUCCACAGUAACAGGUGGAACCUUACUUCCUGUGGGACCAGUGUUGCCAGCUCGGAGUGCAGCGAGGAACUUUUCUCCUCUGUGUCUGUCGGGGAUCAGGACGACUGUUACUCCCUUCUUGAUGACCAAGAACUAACAUCUCUGGACCUGUUUCCAGAGGGCAGUGUUUGCAGUGACGUCUCCUCCUCCAUCAGCACCUAUUGGGACUGGUCUGACAGCGAGUUUGAGUGGCAGUUGCCAGGAAGUGACAUUGCCAGUGGCAGUGAUGUCCUUUCUGACAUCAUCCCGAGUGUGCCAAGUUCACCCUGUCUGUUUUCCAAGAGGAAGCCUAAGCCCCACCCUCACCGCAACUUGGAUGAGUUACCAUGGAGUGCUAUGACCAAUGAUGAACAAGUGGAGUACAUUGAGUACCUGAGUCGGAAGGUCAGCACAGAGAUGGGCCUGAGGGAACAGCUGGACAUCAUCAAGAUCAUCGAUCCCUGUGCUCAAAUCUCUCCCACUGACAGCGAGUUCAUCAUAGAACUCAACUGUCUCACCGACGAGAAACUCAAACAGGUGCGAAACUACAUCAGAGAACACAGCCCCAGGCAGCGGGCCAGCAGCACCAGAGAGAGCUGGAAGAGGAGCAGCCACAGCAGCGCCAGCACCGGCGGUGUCAGUGGAGCCAGCAGCAGCAAUGCCAGCAUGGUCAGCUCUGCCAGCUCCUCCACUGGCUCUACAGCCUCCAACUCUGUAGCAGGUGGCACAGCAUCAGCCUGUAGUGGAAGCAGUGUUGCCAACAUCAGCAGAGCUCACAGUGAUGGCAAUCUUUCCAGUGCUGCAGAACGUAUCCGAGACUCUAAAAAACGUUCGAAGCAGCGCAAGCUUCAGCAGAAAGCCCUCCGGAAGCGGCAGCUCAAAGAACAACGGCAGGCUCGCAAGGAGCGUCUGAGUGGACUGUUUCUGAACGAGGAGGUGCUGUCGCUGCGCGUGACGGAGGAGGACGACCACGGUGACGACCUGGACAUACUGAUGUGACACCAGUGAAUCAAUCAGUGCUCCCUCUAUGCCUGCUCUUUCACCACUCAGCCACUACCAUAAAGCUUGUAGACCAUGCUAAUCCACAUCACUGCAUGCAUUAGCUUUGAGUAGGCUAAUAUGCUCAUAAUGCAUUUUUCUAGAGUACUGUCUGAUAGGCAGUUGUGUUGCUUGCUUGUAGUAGCCUAAAACAUAGCUUGUCAUAUUGCGUGCUAAUACUAGUGUAGUACUGCUAGUUCUGAAACGGAUAGCCGCUGUAAUCACUACUAAGCUAGCUACAGCAAUAAUACUGCUAAUGCUUUGAUUAGAUGCAGACCUCAGUCUAGCUUGCUUAUAGCCAGUGUUAAUGAAACUAGAGGUUCGCAGAGACACGUAAAUAUACACUAUUAAUCAGUUAUUUCAGCUCAAUACAGUUAACUAGAGGAUUGCUGAUAGAUGCUGUAACAGCGUAUAGCCACUGCUACUAAUACAGCCACCACUAGCAGAAGGACAGAUCAGGAAAGAGAAGCUGAGUUUGGCCACAUUAUGCAGAUGCUGCACUGUUUCAAAAAAAACAAGAAAAACAGCAGCAAGUAUAUUUCUUCAUGACAUACAGGAGGAAUUAUAUGCAAGUUGGCAGUAUUUUAGCUAAUUUGGUAGUAGAUUUCACCCAUGUGCCUAGACAUACAUCCAUACUCUACAGGGCUAUAUCUGCAUUGGCCAAACUCUGUUCAUGCAUCUGUAGUUUAGACAGCUGCAGGUCAUGUUACAGCAUGAGUGUAACCUAAAGGCCUACAGUCAAAGUGGCUUGAGCGCAAGGGGUCGCAUUCAUAAGUAAUUUCUCAAAAUGAUUCUUGAAGCCUAAUUCAUAGUUGAAAAUUAAGUUCAGGGGAAAAUAAUUGAUACCUGUUCAAAUUCACACAUUCAACACAUCUGAAAUUCAAAGGCUCCUAAAGUGAAACUGAAGUGAAAGGACGUGAGCUGGUCUGUCUUUUUAUCUGCUGAGUGUUGUCCCAUUUCACACCUAAGGCUUAGAGGGAGCACUGAAACGGUGCUUGUUUAAAUUGUCACCCACACUGAGUCACUGUGGUUCAAUAAUUAACAACUUGCAUUAUUAUUUGCAUACACCGGUUUAAAAAUAGCUUAUGUGUUGUAAAUAAAUGAUAAAUAACAGCAUAUUUACGGCUUGCUUUAAGGUUUUCCUUGGUGAUAUAGGUUUGAUAUAAAGUUUUUUCAUAUAUAUAUAUAUAUAUAUAUAUAUAUAUAUAUAUAUAUAUAUAUAUAUAUAUAUAUAUAUAUAUAUAUAUAUAUAAAAGGUAGUGAACUAAUUGGUUAUCAUAGCAGAAAAAUGCUGUCAGUUGCUACUGUUUUUAAUAGGUUUCCAGUCUUAUUUUGAAGCAUUUAGAUAUUUUGUCACAAGUACUUGAGUUUGGUGGUCGUCUCAGACAUCUUUUGAACUCUGACUUUGUCAAGCCCUCUUUGUUUCUCUGCCAGCACUCCUACUGAAUGUUUUGCCCAACACAGACCAAAUAGUCACAGAUUUUCCAUCAUUUUCUUCUGAGUACAUUUUUGAAUGAUUUGACCACCAUGAUAAGUUUCAGGCAUUUCAGCUUUGGUGAAGUCUUACUGGAGGUUUUUACAGAUCACAUUGUGCCACUCCUUGUUCAGUCAGGCUGCAUGUGGCACUUCAUUGACCUCAUCGUGUUGCUUUGCUACCAACCAUCAUGUUCCAUGCCAACAGCUCUUUACUUGUGGACAAACAAGUUGUAUCCUAGCCUCAAUGCCUUCUGUGCACACAAAAUGUUGUGAUUUCAUAGUGUGAUGUUGAGUCACACCCCUUUUCUAUGGUAUGAAGUAUGAUUCCCAACAUCUCAGCAUAAACCCUAAUCAUGAAUACAAGGGCCUUGGAAGGACAUGUUGAGUUUCAGACUGACAAGUUGGUGUGAUACAACAUCAAACUAUGAAAUCCAACAUCUACUUACAAGGCACUUUUAAGUAUAUGGUCAUAACCCAACAUUUCUGUACCCUAUAUCUUUGUACAGACUCUAUUCACAAGUGCAAGCGGCAGUCAUUAGGUCAGUAGGACACACCCAACAUCUCCUCACACAUUUGUAUGUGUGGUUCAUAGCACCCGACAUCUCUUUAUUGUCCUUACAAUGAGCCAACUUCUCAGUGCAAAGAUGUUUUUUUGACCCAGUACUUCUGUGGAGAACAAUAUUUCCUACAAUACGAGUUCUCUGCUCUUGAGUUCUCUGCGCUUGACACUGACAUGAUCUACAAGAAAAGUCUUGCUAAAUGUGUCUUUAAAAUGUCUGACAAUUUUCUCUUUGAAACCACAAGUCCACAUUUUUUAAAUUUCUUCCUUUUAUUUGAACAUUGGAUUUGCUUAACUGUGUACAUAUAACAUGAAUAGUGCAACAAUUGUCAUUAUCAGGUCUUCAGUGAAAUCAGUUAAAAAUGCUCAAUAACGUAUUUGACAAAGUACAUUCAGAACAGAACUGUAGACAAAUGCAUACGUUUCCUCCUCAGAAACAGGUUAAACAUUGUGCUCAUCCUCAAGGCCUCUGGAGAAGAUAAGAACUACUGUCUGCUGGUUUGGCUCUGGCGCUUAACUUGAGCUGGUUUCUUAAGAAUGUGCAACUAACAUCGAGCCAUUUACUCGGCCUCCAGAAGUGUUCAUUUUCCUCUGUUAAAUUCUGUGUGGCCCACAACAACGUUUUCUAAAAGCACUAGCACCUCAAAAAGACCUUUGUGGAGUUGUAGCUAGGCUGCCAUAUUCAUAUUUGCUAGAAGUAGCAACCUGACAUUUGAGUUUUCUUUUCUCUACCUUGUAUAAGAACACUUUCCCACAGCUGCCCAUCUGUAAUAUGAUGAGCUGGGGCCGUUCAUUGGCUUCAAAGCCUGCUGUCAUUUCUGAUACUUAAUGUGUACUGAGCUUUGCUUCUUGUCUCUGUCUCAUGUAUAAAGUUAUUAAUUACAGCAAUUAUGUUUAAUGCAGCUUUAUGUAUUCUGUAGCUGUGAAUGUGUAAAACUCUAUUUUGGAAAAUAAGAUAAUUUUGAAAAAAAUAAAAAUAGGCCAGUGCGAUGCAACAAAGUUGUUUGUGUAUAUACCAUGUAACUGCAGAAAAUGAAUGAUAUUGAACUGAUUAAAUAAGUGUAAAGAAAGCUAAUGUAAACCUUUUGUAAACUCCCUCAGUGUCAUUGUUAGAAUUAUUUUACAGCCGACAUCUGUUGAGGUGAAACGCCACAGUAACAACAGUGUUUACAUGUAUUAGUUCCUUUCAAACCACCAUGCAGCAGUGUUGCCUGCAGUCAUCCCUCGUGUUAUCACUGGCUGAACCAGAGUUGGUUCUUCAGUCAGGACUGUGUGCAGUCCACUCAAUGGUCCUGAUUCAUUGUAAACUUGACAAAUAAACUUAUAAUGUUGCAUCCUA